AUGUCGAAGCAUGCCCUCUACCGCGCCGAGACUUGGGAAAACGAGGACACGAUGGGAGGCACACUUCCGGAUAAACCAACGCUUCAUCAAACGCUGUACGUCGGCGAGUCGCCGUUCGGCCUGUACGCGAUGAACGCGUUCGUCGAUGAGGACUCGUUCACGUUUGCGCCCAAGUAUCUGGGACCACCACUGCUCGAGGGAGGAGCCGCGAUAGCACUAUCGGAAGAAGAACGACGUCCAAGCCCUAGAAGAAUCGUCCAUCUCGAUAUGCCAGCCAUUACGACGACGACGAAGGAUGGGGAAUUUUUGCUAUUGGGUUACCACGAGCCCCCAACGACCGAUCUCUCGCUGGGCCUCUACCAAACCAGAUUCCCGUCGAUGCCCCAGAUGCCGUCAAUCGACUACCAGCGCAAGAAGAACGAGCCCAAGAUGAUCGGCUGUGACAAGAAGCCGACAAACUCGAAUCGGCUGUCGGGCGACGAAGAUGAUGAGAGCCUGGCCGCGAUGAUCUACCACAUCUACGAGCGGUACCCACGUCAUUUCUACGCCGCCAUCGUCAGCAUGAUUGUGUUGCUGAUCACGACGGUGUGGAUGUGCGGGAGACAUUCCGCCGUCUCGCAGCAAAUCAACGAAGGCCGAAGUGUCCAGACGUCUCGGCACUCGAGUGGGGGCCGUGGCUGGAUGUACACAAAAAUCGACGAGGUCCCGGACGGGUGGUUUGCUGUCGGAAAGGAAUCCGACAGCCAGUUCCGAUAUCUCGCCCUCGAGCUGUGCACGGCUUCUCUUCAUGAAUACGUCGAGAAAAAGGAGUCAUACCCGGUCGACGUCUUCUCCCUCGGCUGCAUCUUCUACUACGUCCUCACCGACGGCAAGCACGUGUUUGGCGACCCAUUCCAGCGGCAGUUGAACAUCAUGCACGGCAAGCCAAGCCUCGCCGGGAUGGAGGCGGAUCGGAACCAUAACGAGUCGAUGGCCCUGAUCCGGGAGAUGAUCCGGCACGACCCGGCCGAGCGGCCAUCCGCCCAGACGGUGCUUGUCCAUCCCAUGUUCUGGAAUGCCGACCGGAAGCUGCAGUUCUUUGGGGACGUCUCGGAUCGGGUGGAAAAGGAGGAAGACCAGGCCCCAGUUGUCCAACGGCUCGAGUCGAACGCAAAAGCGGUGGUUGGCGGCAACUGGCGAAACCAUAUUUGCCCGGCUUUAACGGAAGAUCUCCGCAAAUUCCGCACCUACAAGGGGCACUCGGUUCGGGAUCUGCUGCGAGCCAUGCGAAACAAGAAGCACCACUACCGGGAGCUGCCUAAAGAGGUCCGUGACUCCCUCGGCCACAUCCCCGAAGAUUUCGUCCGGUACUUCAUUUCCCGAUACCCAUUGCUCCUCCUCCACGCCUACGAAGCCCUGAAUUGGUGCGCCGGCGAGCCGGUCUUCAAGAGUUAUUAUUCCGAUCAAAUCCGUGAGCGAAUGGCCCCCGAAGUGGCACGAGUUGAGGAGGAACGACGGAAGGAGAAGGAGGUCCGCGAGACGGCUGAGGUAUGGCAACGCGGCCAAGUGGUGGUGAGCAAGAAGGUGGAGACGGUCACCGGGGCCCCAACUUCUGUUGAUAGUGAUCUCCCAGAACAGCUGGUGAAAGUGACUACUGUGGCCGCCGUCGAGGUUUCUGCUCUGCCCCCACCUCCCGGCUUUGAAGAUCGAGUCGCGGAUCGGCCUGAAGAUGAACCGGAAGUUCAAGGGGUUGAGGCCACCGCCCCCACCGACCCGGCCGCCAAGCCGAACUGGUUCCUCACCGACGAUGGUUUUGAGAAGCCAAAGAAGAAAAAGAAGAAUCGAAAA
Messenger RNA from Mesorhabditis spiculigera, 1827 nucleotides. The record is from the annotation of a GenBank genome assembly. Lineage: Eukaryota; Metazoa; Nematoda; Chromadorea; Rhabditida; Rhabditidae.